This is a messenger RNA of Dreissena polymorpha, 10257 nucleotides long. Its product is annotated as coiled-coil domain-containing protein 34-like. The transcript is spliced from 7 exons. Lineage: Eukaryota; Metazoa; Mollusca; Bivalvia; Myida; Dreissenidae. The record is from RefSeq and is a predicted model, not a curated record. Bases 84 to 1124 code for a protein of 346 amino acids.
GGCUCAAUUCGGUUUCACUUGUUUUGACUUGAAACGAAAUGUCAACAAAUAACGUUCUUCUGUUUUAAGCAAGAUUUUAAACAAUGGACAUCUAUUCAAGACCAAGAGGGCGUGACACCAACCUACGCCCACGUCCGGUGACUGCCACCGUGACAAAGCCAAGCUGGAUGCGACCCGAAGCCAUCGUGGGUCCGAGAUCUAGGUCAGUGGAGUCGCUUGGAUCCACUGCAUCCCUCACCUCUGUACUGGACCAUGAUAGCUACAUCAGUGUCAGUGAUGAUGAAGAGCGUUACUAUGAUGACUCAUCACCCACUGAUCCAAAUAAGCUUGGGGGCAAGGAAAACCAGGAACCAAUAAAAAACAAGCAGGAAAUACACAAUAAUACCUUUGUGAAAGAGAAAAAAGUGGGCAAGAAAAAGAUAGUCAGAAAAUAUGUGGAGUCUUCGUACACAGAUGACACUGCAACAGAAUCUCCUGAACCUGGCUUGUCACCAUGGGAACAGUGGCUCAUACAGAAGGUAAAGGAUGAUCGACAAAAGAGGCGGGAAGAACGGAGGAAGAAAAAGGAAAUAGCACAAAAAAAGAAGGAAGAAGAGGCAGUAAAGCAGAAGAAAUUGCAGCAGGCAGAAGUGAUCAGAAAGGAAUGGGUGGAAAAAAAGAAUUUCGAAGAAAAACUGAAAAAGAAGGUAGAAAAGCAAAGGGAAAAGACAGAUGUGAUGAUUAAAGAGGAGCAGAAAAAAUUGGAGCAGGUGAAGGCAGAGAGGAAGUUUCAGGAGUGGAAGGAGAUGAAGGCUGAGGAAGAGAAAAGGAAAAAACAAGAGGACAAAAGAAAGAAGGAGGAAGAAGAGAGGGUGCAGAAGCAGCAGAGAGUUCAGGCACAGAAGAAAUUUGAAGAAUGGUGUAAAAAGGCAGACUCAAGACCAAAGCCACUGCCGAACAGUUUUGGAUACACGUCUGGGAAAUUGACAGGUUACCACGACACCAGUGCAUACCCAGUUCCCUCGUUCUACAACCCGAUGCCCUGGCAGCCCAUACACAUCCCCAGACCUGCGUCUGAGAAGAAGACAAAACGCAGAGUGAAAUCGAAACCCAAAUAUGCGUGGAACCCAGAAAAAUACAGAUAACAGGCGCAGUGAUUAUCAAAUCAACACAAUAUAUGGAAGUUUAAUGUACCUAUUCAAUAUUGAGAAAAAUAGUAUUUUUGCAUUGAAUGAAGAUAUGUACUAUACAUGUAGCUUCCCCCCCCCAUUAGUUUGUAACAGGAAUUUCUUGUAUCCUUACAACUCAAUAAAUUAAAAUAUAAUGUUAACACAAGAGAGGGACAAUUGUUUAAUGACAUAGCAACAAUUGCAUGUGUAUGUUUGGGUUGAUGUAUUUAGGUAUUCACUUAGUGAAAUCUUGAUAUGUUUAAAAGUUUUGGACUACCAGAAUAAAUUUUGUAUAAAUCUUGUAUUUUAAGACAAGUAGUAUGAAUAUUGAGAUAGCGGCAUUUGAUAUUUUGAAUACAUGGAAAUAUUGAAUAGGUGAACUAGUACCGGUAUUUCAUAGCUGCGAUAAUGGUGAUGUUGUUUUAAUUAAGCAUUGAGUAUUAAAUUGCUGUAUAAUGUGAAGAUUUCUUUAUCAAAAAUAAUUGUUAAAGUCUCUUUAACGCUUAAAAUCAACUAAAAUUUCGUUAAGUAUUUCUUAAAAUAAAGUUAACUCCUAAACAAUUAGUGUUCCUUAUAGCAAUAGCCACAAUUUCAAUGCUAGAUGUGGUAUGAUAAGAUAGAUUUUUGUAGAUAUAAAAUGCUCGUUUCUAUUUAUUUGUGACUUCAAUAUAUUCCAUUUUGAAUUCCCGUAAAUAUAUCUAUUAAUGUGACACUCGAACACCAUGUUAGUGUUCAUGUGUCGUAUGAAUAGAUAUUGUUGCGGGAAUUUAAAAUGGAAAAACAACCAGCAUUUUGUAUCUACAAACAUUUAUUUUACCAGACCACAUCUGGCCUUGAAAUUUCUGCAAUUGUCAUAAGGAACACUGAUUUAAAUUGGUUAAGUUUAUUUUACGAAAUAUUGUACGAAAUUUUUGUUGAUUUUGAAUAGUAAUGUUACUUUAAAGGCUUGAUUCUUGAAAAUUGGUGAGCACUAUGCUUAACAAGAAAGUAUAUAUUUCAUGUGGAAAGGCAUUUACUAUUUUUCUUUGUUGCUUUGUUUUAUUUGUGUCUGUAAGGGAUUUCUUAACAGAAGAAAGAAAAACUUUAAAAACAUCAGUGAGUCCUUCUGAUAGGGUUCUUAUUUUCCCUGAUUUCAGAAAAAUCUUUUUUUAUGCCCCCGGAUCAAUAGAUCGGGGGUAUAUUGUUUUUGGCUUGUCUGUCUGUCUGUCAUUCUGUCCCAAAACUUUAACCUUACAGUAAAGUUUUGCAAUAACUUUUGAAAUAUUGAACAUAGCCUUGAUAUUUGGCAUGCAUGUGUAUCUCAUGGAGAUGCACAUUUUGAGUGGUGAAAGGUCAAGGUCAUCCUUCAAGGUCAAAGGUCAAAAAUUUAAAACUUUAAUAUAGUAAAGUUUUGCAAUAACUUUUGAAAUAUUGAACAUAGCAACUUGAUAUUUGGCAUGCAUGUGUAUCUCAUGGAGCUGCACAUUUUGAGUGGUGAAAGGUCAAGGUCAUUCUUCAAGGUCAAAGGUCAAAAAUUUAAAAAUUUAAUAUAUUAAAGUUUUGCAAUAACUUUUGAAAUAUUGAACAUAGGAACUUUAUAUUUUUCAUGCACGUGUAUCUCAUGGAGCUGCACAUUUUGAGUGGUGAAAGGUCGAGGUUAAGGUCAUUCUUCAAGGUCAAAGGUAAAAAAUAAAAAAAGUUAAUAUAGUCAAGUUUUGCAAUAACUUUUGAAAUAUUGAACAUAGAAACUUGAUAUUUGGCAUGCAUGUGUAUCUCACGGAGCUGCACAUUUUGAGUGGUGAAAGGUCAAGGUCAUCCUUCAAGUUCAAAGGUCAAAAAUUUUAAACUUUAAUAUAGUAAAGUUUUGCAACAACUUUUGAAAUAUUGAACAUAGCAACUUGAUAUUUGGCAUGCAUGUGUAUCUCAUGGAGCUGCAUAUUUUGAGUGGUGAAAGGUCAAGGUCAUCCCUCAAGGUCAAAGGUCCAAAAUUUAAAACUUUAAUAUAGUAAAGUUUCGCAAUACCUUUUGAAAUAUUGAACAUAGCAACUUGAUAUUUGGCAGCAUGUGUAUCUCAUGGAGCUGCACAUUUUGAGUGGUGAAAGGUCAAGAUCAAGGUCAUCCUUUAAGGUCAAAGGUAAAAAAAAGCGGUGCAUUAGGGGGCAUUGUGUUUCUGACAAACACAUCUCUUGUUUUGGUUAAGCAAAUUUGAGAUCUUAAUUUUGAUGAAAAUUGUGUGCUUUCAGAGUGUUCACACAAUGGCAUAAUACUUAACCUCUAAAUCAAGUUUAACUGUAACAUUUUCAUUUUAAAAAACAAGCUCAAUGCAUGUGCGUUAAGUGUAUAUCCAAAUUAGCCCAUAGAAGGUUAUCAGGGUCGACACUGUCUGGUUUAUGUAAUUUUUAUGCCCCACCUUCAAAGAAGAGGGGGUAUAUUGUUUUGCACAUGUCCGUCGGUCGGUAGGUUGGUUGGUCCAUCCACCAGAUGGUUUCCGGAUGAUAACUCAAGAACGCUUAGGCCUAGGAUCAUGAAACUCCAUAGGUACAUUGAUCAUGACUGGCAGAUGACCCCUAUUGAUAUUCAGGUCACUAGGUUAAAAGUCAAGGUCACAGUGACUCGAAAUAGUAAAAUGGUUUCCGGAUGAUAAAUCAAGAAUGCUUAUGCCUAGGAUCAUGAAACUUCAUAGGUACAUUGAUCAUGACCGGCAGAUGACCCCUAUUGAUUUUCAGGUCACUAGGUCAAAGGUCAAGGUAACAGUGACUUGAAACAGUAAAAGGGUUUCCGGAUGAUGACUCAAGAAUGCUUAGGCCUAGGAUCAUGAAACUUCAUAGGAACAUUGAUCAUGACUCGCAGAUGACUCCUAUUGAUUGUCAGGUUACUAGGUCAAAGGUCAAUGUCACAGUGACUCGAAACAGUAAAAUGGUUUCCUGAUGAUAACUCAAGAAUAAUAGUCCUAGGAUCAUGAAACUUCAUAGGUACAUUGAUUAUGACUGGCAGAUGACCCCUAUUGAUUUUCAGGUCACAAUGUCAAAGGUCAAGGUCACAGUGACAAAAAAUGUAUUCACACAAUGACUGCCACUACAACUGACAGCCCAUAUGGGGGGGCAUGCAUGUUUUACAAACAGCCCUUGUUUGUUUUUGUUAUUGUCUAUGCAGGAAGUAUGUCCUGUGGCUUACCCAUGCAAACUGCACAGGCUAAUCUAGACUAUAUCUUACACACAGAGUAAGACCUGUUUUCCUAAACUCAUUUGUAAUGCUCUUUAAUUGGUCUAGGUUUAACAAAUAUUAGGCAACAGUAUAAAGCCUUUCAAUUCUGCAAGCUGUAUUUUUCUGUAAAUAUAAUAGCGCACUUUUUGUUAGGCCUUUUUUCAUAGGGAAUAAAAUUCAACUGAACAUGCUAUUCCAAAUAUCUAUUUCAGAUAGUUAGGGGCGAGAUUUACUACCUUAAUAUUAGCUAACUUUGUAAACUUAUUAGCCCUAGAUUUUAAGGAGAUAUACAUGUUGGAAGUUAUGAAAGUUCAGAAAAUUUUACUGCUGAAGAUAGAAUAAUCUUCAAUGAAACUCAUUAAGCCUCUGAAAGUUGUUAUGGUUAGUAAAUUAACUUGUGUAAGAUAUUCAAAUUGAAAAAAAUAACUAGUAUAAUUGUUUCAUCAAUAUUUAAUGGCUAUUUGUGUUAAUUAUCUUGAUUGCAACUUUAGCAAAGCUUGGAUUUUUGUUUUGACUACUAGUGUUCAAUGGUACAAAGUUGGGACUUUAAUUAUCUGUCAUAUUUUGCAAUGUAAUAUUAUACUUUUAUUGAUGUUUUAAGAUCUGAUAUUUGAGUGUUUUAAUACAUUUUUUUCUUAAUUAUUUUCUUAGAUUGUAUUAUAUAUAUUUUUGUAAGCAGUAGCAAUAAAUAUGCGUGUGUGUUUUUAGAUACUUUAUAAAAUAAUUUGCGUCUGGACUAGGAUGUCAAAAAACAGAUUUUUGGUAUCUUAUGGGAAAAUAGGUCUAAAACCAUAUGCGGUAAGAUGAAGCUCAAAACAGCUUACCGGUAGGUCUAGCAUCAUAUGCGGUAAGUGAAGCUCAAAAUCAGCCUAGGUCUAACACUGUAUGCGGUAAGUGAAGCUCAAAAUCAGCCUAGGUCAAACACUGUAUGCGGUUAUUGAAGCUCAUGAUCAGCCUAAUUCUAACACUGUAUGCGGUAAGUGAAGCUCAAAAUCAGUCUAGGUCUAACACUGUAUGCGGUAAGUGAAGCUCAAAAUCAGCCUAGGUCAAACACUGUAUGCGGUUAUUGAAGCUCAUGAUCAGCCUAAUUCUAACACUGUAUGCGGUAAGUGAAGCUCAAAAUCAGUCUAGGUCUAACACUGUAUGCGGUAAGUGAAGCUCAAAAUCAGUCUAGGUCUAACACUGUAUGCGGUUAUUGAAGCUCAUGAUCAGCCUAGGUCUAACACUGUAUGCGGUAAGUGAAGCUCAAAAUCAGCCUAGGUCUAACACUGUAUGCGGUAAGUAAAACUCAAAAUCAGCCUAGGUCAAACACUGUAUGCGGUUAUUGAAGCUCAUGAUCAGCCUAGGUCUAACACUGUAUGCGGUAAGUGAAGCUCAAAAUCAGUCUAGGUCUAACACUAUGCGGUAAGUGAAGCUCAAAAUCAGCCUAGGUCUAGCAUCAUAUGCGGUAAGUGAAGCUCAUGAUCAACCUGCCUUUUUGCGCAUUCUGAUCUAGAGCUACCCUGUCCACUUAUGAGACACCACAAAAGGGCAAUAAGACAGAACAAAUCACAGAUUUCAUGUCUCCUGGGCUGCUAUAUACAAAGCUUUCCAAGGAAUCUCAACUUAAGUUGUAUCUCAGUGAAAACUUCAGACGCCAAUUUUUUUUGUUACAUACAAUUAUCCUGUUUAGCAAUAUUAACUUGUUUAAAACAUUUUCUUGUUUCAAAUACCUCAACACGAAAUUUCCUAAGACUUUUAUUAAUUAAAAGAAGUUCAUUGCAUUAUCCUUUGAUGUUUUGUGAAUAUGGAACUAGGUAGAUUAUUUCGUGUUUUUAAUUUUGAUAUGUUUUAUAUUUCUUACCUUAUCCUAAAUUAUGCCUGCACAAUCUUGCAAAGAACUUAGAUAAUAACUAUGGUAUCAGGACUAGAAAACUGUUUAUGGGCAAUAAAGUUAAUGGUCAUGAAGUUUGGGAUGAAUUUUAAAAAAAAGUUGUUGCAAUUCUGUUAUAUGUGAAUUUUUUUAUUUAUUAUUACUUGCUUUUUUGAAGCACUCAGUAAUUUUGAUAAAUAAGUUGCAUGUGUUAUUAAUUAUAUUUAAUUCAAAUGUUAACAGACCUUUAGCCUUAUGUAGCAUCAUGGGGCUAAUUGCAUAUUUAAUAUCAUGACAACAUUAAUUUCUUUGAUUUAUUUUAUGCUUUCUGGUGGUUUAUGGAGAAAUAUCAGUGAAUUAUAACUGAUAAUUUCACUGUUUCAAACAGUGAAAAUUAUCAGUGAAAAUUAUCGAUAAUUUUCAUUGUUUACUGUGAAAUGAUGUCAUUUUUUGACGAAAUGACGUCAUUAUCACAGCAAAAUUCUUUAGUUAAAGUCUUUAACAAUAUAUAUAAGCUGUGAAAAAAAAGCAUAAAAAAAAAAAAAAUUGUUGGAUUUGGUGGAUUAUCGAUUUUAAUUCACUCGUGAUCAUAGAAAAUAUAUAUUACCACUCGUGGCUGCGCCACUCGUGAAAAUAUCAUUUUCUAUGAUCACUCGUAAAUUAAAAUCGAUAAUCCACCGAAUCUAACAAAUAUCCUCUAUGUAAUUGUUUUGAUAUGAUUGCAAAGCGAAUUUGUUUACGUUCUUUUUUUUUUUUUCAAAAAUAUUUUAAUAUGAUGUCAUUUCAGUAUUUGUCUUUUUGAACGCAUUGAAAUCAGUUUUUUUCAGCUUAUUUACAGAGGUACAAUUACAAUGAUCAAAUUGAACGGGUUAUAUAGGAAAUUCAAACUUAGGAAAUGCAAGUGAAUAUUCUUUUGACAGUGAAAAGUUUUUGUUGAGUUCCGAGUAAAGUGUAUUGCAAUAGAGAUCCCAUGCAAAUAAGUUGUUAAUAUUGUAAUAAUUGAACAUGAAACAAAACCAAUGCUGAGUAGAUCUAUUCUUUGAGUUGUGCUCUGUGAAAACUGGGCUUAAUGAAUUGGCGUAAAUUAUAAUCCCACACUAUUCUGAGAAGUCAGCACAGGCUUUUCAGCUUGUUUUAUUUAUGGAUUUUUUUUUCAUUUAAAUAAAGUUACAUAUAAAAGAAAAUCCAGUCCAUGUAGGAAGGUGUGGUCACUGCUGACUGCACAGGCUAAUCUGAGAUAAUACUUUACACACAUGCAUUUAGCCCAGCGCAAAAAGUUUGUUUUGCCAACUGUUUAUGUCCAUCAAUGCUGUGUUUCUGCUGGUACAUCUUAGAUGGUUUUACUCCUGUAUGUCCAUCAAUGCUGUGUUUCUGCUGGUACAUCUGAGAUGGUUUUACUCCUGUAUGUCCAUCAAUGCUGUGUUUCUGCUGGUACAUCUGAGAUGGUUUUACUCCUGUAUGUCCAUCAAUGCUGUGUUUUUGCUGGUACAUCUGAGAUGGUUUUACUCCUGUAUGUCCAUCAAUGCUGUGUUUCUGCUGGUACAUCUGAGAUGGUUUUACUCCUGUAUGUCCAUCAAUGCUGUGUUUCUGCUGGUACAUCUGAGAUGGUUUUACUCCUGUAUGUCCAUCAAUGUUGUGUUUCUGCUGGUACAUCUGAGAUGGUUUUACUCCUGUAUGUCCAUCAAUGCUGUGUUUCUGCUGGUACAUCUGAGAUGGUUUUACUCCUGUAUGUCCAUCAAUGCUGUGUUUCUGCUGGUACAUCUGAGAUGGUUUUACUCCUGUAUGUCCAUCAAUGCUGUGUUUUUUGCUGGUACAUCUGAGAUGGUUUUACUCCUGUAUGUCCAUCAAUGCUGUGUUUCUGCUGGUACAUCUGAGAUGGUUUUACUCCUGUAUGUCCAUCAAUGCUGUGUUUCUGCUGGUACAUCUGAGAUGGUUUUACUCCUGUAUGUCCAUCAAUGCUGUGUUUCUGCUGGUACAUCUUAGAUGGUUUUACUCCUGUAAAUAACUGAGUCUGUAUAAGAGUUAGCUUUAGAAAAUAGCUUUCUGCUUACAGGCCGCAUGCAUUUCUAGCUUUGCAUGGUUUUUUAACUGCUUUAGGCUAUGGGCCAUGACUAAAAGUUCUACAACUGAAUUUUUUUUUGAAAGACUUGUUAAAAAACAUGCAUUACAGGCCAAAAGUAUCUGCCAAAAUUGGCAAGUCUCAUCUUUUACCAGCCUUGAUAAUAUAUUCAGAUACAUGCUUUUAAAAACAGUGGUUGAACCUUUGAUAUCUUUAUAAACAUUUAUUAUGCCCCCUUUCGAAGAAGAGGGGGUAUAUUGCUUUGCACAUGUCAGUCGGUCAGUCUGUCGGUCCAUCCACCAGGUGGUUUCCGAUGAUAACUCAAGAACGCUUAGGCCUAGGAUCAUGAAACUUCAUAGGUACAUUGAUUAUGACUCGCAGAUGACCCCUAUUGAUUUUCAGGUCACUAGGUCAAAGGUCAAGGUCACGGUGACCCGAAAUAGUAAAAUGGGUUCCGGAUGAUAACUCAAGAACGCUUAUGGCUACGAUCAUGAAACUUCAUAGGUACAUUGAUCAUCACUCGCAGAUGAUCCCUAUUGAUUUUGAGGUCACUAGGUAAAAAGUCAAGGUCAUGGUGACCUGAAAAAGUAAAAUGGUUUCCGGAUGAUAACUCAAGAAUGCUUAGGCCUAGGAUCAUGAAACUUCAUAUGUACAUUGAUUAUGACUCGCAGAUGACCCCUAUUGAUUUUCAGGUCACUAGGUCAAAGGUCAAGGUCACGGUGACCCGAAAUAGUAAAAUGGGUUCCGGAUGAUAACUCAAGAACGCUUAUUCCUAGGAUCAUGAAACUUGAUAGGUAGAUUGAUCAUGUCUUGCAGAUGACCCCUAUUGAUUUUCAGGUCAUUAGGUCAAAGGUCAAGGUCACGGUGACCCGAAAUUAGUAAAAUAGUUUCCGGAUGAUAACUCAAGAACGCUUAUUCCUAGGAUCAUGAAACUUGAUAGGUAGAUUGAUCAUGACUCGCAGUUGACCCCUAUAGAUUUUUAGGUCACUAUAUCAAAGGUCAAGGUCACGGUGACCCGAAAUAGUAAAAUGGUUUCCGGAUGAUAACUCAAGAACGCUUAUGGCUACGAUCAUGAAACUUGAUAGGUACAUUGAUCAUCACUUGCAGAUGAUCCCUAUUGAUUUUGAGGUCACUAGGUAAAAAGUCAAGGUCAUGGUGACCUGAAAAAGUAAAAUGGUUUCCGGAUGAUAACUCAAGAAUGCUUAUGCCUAGGAUCAUGAAACUUCAUAGGUACAUUGAUCAUGACUCGCAGAUGACCCCUAUUGAUUUUCAGGUCACUAUAUCAAAGGUCAAGGUCAAGGUGACCCGAAAUAGUAAAAUGGUUUCCGGAUGAUAACUGAAGAACGCUUAUGCCUAGGAUCAUAAAACUUGAUAGGUAGAUUGAUCUUGACUCGCAGAUGACCCCUGUUUAUUAUCAGGUCACUAGGUCAAAGGUCUAGGUCACGGUGACCCAAAGCAGUAAAAUGGUUUCUGGAUGAUAGCUCAAGAAUACUUAUGGCUAGGAUCAUGAAACUUCAUAGGUACAUUGAUCAUGACUCGCAGAUGACCCCUAUUGAUUAUCAGGUCACUAGGUCAAAGGUCAAGGUCACAGUGACAAUAAACAUAUUCACACAAUGGCUGUCACUACAACGGAGAGCCCAUAUGGGGGGCAUGCAUGUUUUACAAACAGCCCUUGUUGGAAUUCGUUUCUUUCUCUUCAAAUGUACAUUUAAACAGUGAGGAAUUCGGGGUGUUGUCUUCAUAUCUAGUAGGACAAAGUGUUCAUUCGAAAUCUAUAUCUAAAAGAGAAAUGGUCAACUUGCUUAUCUGUGUAAAUAUGCCAUUUCAAUGUUAAACAAUGACAUUUGUAAUUGUAAUCUGAAUAUGUACUUGUCCUUUUCCUCUUUCAGCCGAGUCUAAAAUAUUAGUUCUAGAACUCUCAAAGGCAUUGGGUGUGAUUUAUAUUCUGUGUGUUUAUUUUCCUUUUUUGGUUUACAAUUGUCUGUGAUAAAACAAUAAAUAAAAUUGUGAAUGUG